Molecule: messenger RNA, 882 nt
Organism: Populus trichocarpa (black cottonwood)
Lineage: Eukaryota; Viridiplantae; Streptophyta; Magnoliopsida; Malpighiales; Salicaceae
Product: LEAF RUST 10 DISEASE-RESISTANCE LOCUS RECEPTOR-LIKE PROTEIN KINASE-like 1.2
Exons: 2
Coding region: 364-864 (166 amino acids)
Source: RefSeq, a predicted model, not a curated record
CCAUCUACGUAGGAACUUUGUUUCAAAUCCUUCUGUCUCCCCUUUCUUCAUCUGUUUUUGAGUUCUCCAAAUGGAUCCCAAUAACUCCUUCGCAUUCAAAAAGCUUCUUUCUAUCUACAACUGUAUCUUUCUUUUCACAUACUUGGCCACCCAAACUGUAUCACAGCAUCCAAAGUUUAAGUCUUGUGAACCAAAAAACUGUGGUGCUGGCCCUAACAUAAGCUGCCCUUUUUGGCUAUCUCAAGAACAAGAACCCUUUUGUGGCCAUCCAAAUUUUAUGCUCACCUGCAGUGACAGAAGGCCAGCACUCACAAUUUCCAAUGAUGUUUAUAUCUUAAAGAUAUCUCUUACGCCACUAAUUCUAUGCGCGUGGCUAAUGCUGCUGUGUAUGAGGAAACCUGUCCACCUCUUUUGCAUAACAUUAGCCUUGAUAGAACACCCCUUACUAUUAGUCCUGGCUAUACUAAUUUCUCCUUCUUCUACAAUUGUACAUUAAAGCCCGAAGAUUACUACACUCUCUAUGCAUUAAGUUGUGCCACAAAUUCUACACAUUAUUCUAUUGCCGGUUUUCACUUGGAAGAAACAGAGAUGCCCAACAUUUACUUAUUGAAUUCAUGCCAGGAUUUUGCUAAUGCUCCUAUCCACACUGGUGAAGAUAUUGGUAGUCUGCUUGGAGAAAAUUAUCGUGAGGUUUUGAAGAUGGGGUUCCUUAUGAACUGGACUGCUCAUGAUUGUAGCACUUGUGAGAGAAGUGGUGGGCGUUGUGGAUUUGAGAAUAAUGAAUUCAAUUGUUUUUGCCGUGAUGGGCCUCGUCUCAAAUCUUGCGAUGCUGGUAACUCUUCAUCAAAUAUUCUUUAUGAUUAAUGGUGUUGGUUUCUUUCA